Thalassophryne amazonica is the source of this 762-nucleotide messenger RNA. It is a transcript of the gene lim2.1, whose product is annotated as lens intrinsic membrane protein 2.1. The transcript has 5 exons. Gene Ontology annotation, cellular component: plasma membrane. Bases 81 to 602 code for a protein of 173 amino acids. Gene Ontology annotation, molecular function: structural constituent of eye lens. The record is from RefSeq and is a predicted model, not a curated record. Lineage: Eukaryota; Metazoa; Chordata; Actinopteri; Batrachoidiformes; Batrachoididae.
CUGUGUGGGCAUUAUCAGAUUUUGGCAGGCAAGCCUGUCUUCAUAAACAUCUUCAUAAAAGGUGUUCACUGAGGUGCAGGAUGUACAGCUUUAUGGGCGGAGGGCUGUUCUGUGCCAGCGUGGGGAACAUCCACCUGAUCGUUUCCACAGCAACUGACUACUGGAUGCAGUAUCGACAGACCAGCAACUACAUGCACCAGGGUCUGUGGCGCUACUGCACGCAGGGGAAAUGUUUCCCUCACAAUGACAGUAUCGCCCACUUAGAAGCCACCCGUGUCCUCAUGAUCCUGUCACUAUUGGCCUGCUUCAUUGGUAUCACUAUUGGCAUUAUGGCCUUCAUCCACUACUCCUCCUUUGACAGAUUUGACAAAACCUUCCCUGCAGGCAUUUUGUUUUUCAUCUCAUGCUUUUUAGUGUUUCUAGCAAUGGCGGUUUACACGGGUGUAACGAUUCAUUACUACGGGAAACGCUAUGGAAACUGGAGGUUCUCCUGGUCCUACAUCAUUGGCUGGGUGUCUAUGGUGCUCACCUUCUUCUCAGGAGUAUUCUAUUUGUGCGCCUAUCGGAUGCACGAGUGCCCCAGGAACACAUCCUCUCAUUAAAGACUGAAAAAUCAUCACUGAUGUAAGAUAUGAACUGCGAUCAUGAGAGCUGCACUAAAGACGACUGCCGAGUCUCACCUUCGACAGGGACCCAACAUUUUCCUCUGUAAUGUUAAAAACCAGAGUUUAAGUGAUUUGAAUAAAAAGAAAAUGAAAAUCA